Molecule: messenger RNA, 876 nt
Organism: Aspergillus fischeri NRRL 181
Lineage: Eukaryota; Fungi; Ascomycota; Eurotiomycetes; Eurotiales; Aspergillaceae
Product: protein-transporting protein BCP1
Exons: 3
Coding region: 1-876 (291 amino acids)
Cellular component (GO): nucleus
Source: RefSeq, a predicted model, not a curated record
AUGGGAAAGCGAAAAGAACUGAAAGAUAAUGACGUCGAGAUGGGCGGUACCGGGCGCCCGGUGGAGGACGAUGAGUCCGACGAGGAAAUGGAUAUGGUGAAUGUAGAUUUCGAAUGGUUUGAUCCACAGCCCGCGGUGGAUUUCCACGGACUCAAGAAUCUCCUCCGACAAUUGUUCGAUGCGGAUUCUCAGAUCUUCGACCUGUCCGCGUUAACGGAUCUGAUACUAGCACAGCCCUUGCUCGGAUCGACAGUGAAGGUGGACGGCAAUGAAUCCGAUCCAUAUGCCUUCUUGACCGUAUUGAACCUGCAAGAGCACAAGGAUAAACCCGUGAUCAAGGAUUUGACAUCUUACCUACAACGCAAAGCCUCGUCCAAUCCUUCCCUCGCACCUCUUUCGGAGCUCCUUUCUCAAUCACCCAUCCCUCCAAUUGGACUGAUUCUCACCGAGCGCUUGAUCAACAUGCCUGCCGAAGUCGUUCCUCCAAUGUAUAGCAUGCUUCUGGAGGAGAUCGCGUGGGCCAUUGAAGACAAGGAGCCCUACAAUUUCUCCCACUAUCUGAUUGUCUCCAAGACAUACGAGGAGGUCGAAUCCAAACUGGACAUGGAAGAGUCGCGGCCGCAGAAGAAGAAGAAGAAGUCUGGCAGCAAUGUCGAGCGAUUCUUCUUUCACCCCGAGGAUGAGGUGCUUGAGCGACAUGCGAUCUGCUCUGGCUCGAUCGAGUAUACACAUAAGCACGACGACAGCCUUUCAGACUCAAAGCGGGCUUUCCAGGAUCUCGGCAUCAAGACAUCGGGAAGUCUGAUAUUGAUCGACGGCCCGAAACUGGAAGCUGCAGUCAAAGAUGUGACGGAUUAUUUGAAACCUCCUGUAUAG